This is a messenger RNA of Pongo pygmaeus (Bornean orangutan), 1400 nucleotides long. RefSeq names its product defensin beta 119 (gene DEFB119). The coding region runs from base 168 to 434 and encodes 88 amino acids. The transcript has 2 exons. Gene Ontology annotation, biological process: defense response to Gram-negative bacterium; defense response to Gram-positive bacterium; antifungal innate immune response. Gene Ontology annotation, cellular component: extracellular region. Gene Ontology annotation, molecular function: lipopolysaccharide binding. Lineage: Eukaryota; Metazoa; Chordata; Mammalia; Primates; Hominidae. The record is from RefSeq and is a predicted model, not a curated record.
CUACACACUGUCCUUUGGCCUGGAUGACCUCAUAUAAAUCCCCUCCUGUUCUAAUUCACUGCCCACAGCCCUGCUGAUAAAAGCAAAGCUCAUCUCUGCCCUGCUGCAGGGAACCCUAUUUCCUUCCUCUGCAGCUCAGCCGCCUCCUCCUCUCAGGUCUGCCAGCCAUGAAACUUCUUUACCUGUUUCUUGCCAUCCUUCUGGUCAUAGAAGAACCAGUGAUAUCAGUAGAAUGUUGGAUGGAUGGACACUGCCGGUUGUUGUGCAAAGAUGGUGAAGACAGCAUCAUACGCUGCCGAAAUCGUAAACGGUGCUGUGUUCCUAGUCAUUAUUUAACAAUCCAACCAGUAACAAUUCAUGGAAUCCUUGGCUGGACCACUCCUCAGAUGCCCACAACAGCUCCAAAAGCGAAAAGAAAUAUAACUAAUAGAUAGAAAUGACUUUGUUUCAGGUUGCUUAGGGUCCACAUUUCAUUAAAACUCACAAAUUUGUUUCUGGUGUCUGUCAAUCAUAAGGAAUGAUACUUCAAAUGGAUUGAGGGUGGGGGGAUGGCAGGGGGAGGUGAAGAGGUAGUCGAGAGAAGUCACUAGGGCUGGGUCAUAGCGAUGGUGUGAUCAUUACAGUCUUGAAGAUGAUUCCCCAUCUACCAGCUGCAUCUACCAGCUGCAGGAGAAGCUAUUGAGUCAGGAGUGGACUGGGGAGAACAUGGUGGGAGCUGAGAGAUUUAAAGGCAUAGCAGAUGCCUGGAGAGUUGGAGAAUCCUUAGGCUGGGAGAGUUGGUCCAUCUUGAGAGUGAAUGGGCUGAGGGUGGAUGGGGCUGAAUAUAACCCAAAUCUUUGGGGUUCUAGAGAAACCAGCUGAUGCUUUCUGGUGCUCAAGAGGCCCAGCCCCAGGAGUUAGAAGGUGUCUAAGUACUAAAAAAAGAUAAAGCACUUGAUUUGCUUAUUUAUAUAUGAAUUUGUUCAUUAUUCAUUUUUUCCAUUCUUUCAUCGAUUCAUUCAUUCAUAUUCACCACAGCUCUGCCACUUACUACUGGCAGACUCUGCAUAUAAACCUUUCAGAGCUUCAUCUUCCUCUUCUGUAAAUUAGAGUAAUAGUAGAAUCUAUUUGAGGAUUGCAGUAAGGAUGAAAUGACAUAAUAAUGCAAAGGUAAGCACUCAACAAAUGUCAUCAGCUAUUGUUCAUUGAUUUAUUCAAGGAUUUAUGAAAUAUGAGCUGUGUGCCUUCCAACUGUGUUAGACUCUGAGGGAGACAGAAGCCUGUCUCAUUUGAAUUGGUACUUCAGCCGGGGAGAAGACUCACUCGUGGGGAACAUUUAAGAAUCCUGAUUGGGAAUCUAGAGAAUCUGGGUGUCUUCCCAGGCUUUAUUAUCUCAAGUCCUAUUCUCUGGGCCCUAUUUA